Messenger RNA from Colletotrichum karsti, 1017 nucleotides. RefSeq lists its product as uncharacterized. The coding region runs from base 1 to 1017 and encodes 338 amino acids. The record is from RefSeq and is a predicted model, not a curated record. Lineage: Eukaryota; Fungi; Ascomycota; Sordariomycetes; Glomerellales; Glomerellaceae. The transcript is spliced from 3 exons.
AUGUCUCGCCUUGCCCCCUACCUCGAGGAGCACAACAAGAUGACCGGGCCUGGUGAUGCCCGUCCCUCCGCCAUCAAGAUCAUCCAAGACCAAGACCUCGUCGGAAAGUGGACCGGCAAGGUGGUCCUCGUCACGGGCUGCUCACCCGGUGGCAUUGGGCCCGAAACCGCCAGGGCUUUGCAUGUGGCCGGCGCCGACGUCUACAUCACCGUCCGCGAUGUCCCCAAGGGCGAGCAAGUCGCCAAGGACAUCCUUUCCGAUGGAAAGCCUGGAAAGGUCGAAGUCAUUAAGGUCGACCUGAGCUCCCUUGAAAGUGUGAGGGAAGGAGCCAAGGAGUUCCUGAGCAAGUCAGACAAGCUGCACGUUCUCAUCAACAACGCUGGUGUCAUGGCUUGCCCCAAGGGUAAGACCGUAGAUGGCUUCGAGACACAGUUUGGCACCAAUCACUUGGGUCACUUUCUCCUCUUCCAGCUUCUCAAGCCCGCCCUUCUCGCCGCCUCGACCCCAUCGUUCAACUCCCGCGUCGUCGCCGUCUCCUCCUCCGGCCACCGCUCAGGCCGUAUCCAGUUCGAAGACUUCAACUUCGAAAGCAAAGUCGAGUACGGGCCCUGGCCCGCCUAUGGUCAAUCCAAGCUGGCCAACAUCCAUUUCGCAAACGAGCUCGACCGCCGCUACGCGUCCCAAGGCAUCCGUGCCUUCAGCCUUAACCCUGGAGGCAUCGAGACGCCGCUUCAACGGCACUCGCCCGAACUGCAGAAACAGAUCAAGACACCCGAGGUGCAGGCGUUCCUCAAGGAUACGUCUCAAGGUGCGGCUACGUCGGUGUGGGGCGCCGUGGCCAAGGAGUUGGAGGGACAGGGUGGGAAGUAUCUUGAGGAUGUCAGUAUCGCGGUGAAGGCUGCGUCGGAUGUGAAGCCCGGCGGCGAGGGGUACGUUGCGGCUGCGUACGAUCCGCCCACGGAGAAAAAGCUAUGGAUCGAGAGUCUCAAGCUUGUGGGGGUUGAGGAUGACGCAUGA